Molecule: messenger RNA, 3372 nt
Organism: Exophiala spinifera
Lineage: Eukaryota; Fungi; Ascomycota; Eurotiomycetes; Chaetothyriales; Herpotrichiellaceae
Product: NAD(P)(+) transhydrogenase (AB-specific), alpha subunit
Exons: 8
Coding region: 1-3372 (1123 amino acids)
Biological process (GO): proton transmembrane transport; NADPH regeneration
Cellular component (GO): mitochondrial inner membrane
Molecular function (GO): NAD binding; NADP binding
Source: RefSeq, a predicted model, not a curated record
AUGGCUCACAGCGUUUUCUCGAGUUGUUCACUGCAGCUGCCGGCUAAACUAUCUACCAAGGGAUGCUUUAUGCGUCUUGACCAGGGUAUGAAGCGAUCUUUCAUUCACAGAGACGUGCUAUCUGCUAAAACUGUGUCAGCCUUUAGACCGAGUAUUCUUCAUCUACGUACGCGACAAAACCAACACGCAAAGCGCCAUGUGUAUUCGCGAGCACGCGGUAUUGUUCCGCCUUCGGUUCAAUCUGGUUCCCUGACGCGAAGUCCACCAAAACCAGUUGUAGUAUGGACGCGAUCCAAGUCCGAGGUUCCUACCUCGUCGGUGCCGUACACAAAGCUGACCCUGGGAGUUCCCAAAGAAACUCACCCCGGGGAACGCCGCGUGGCCGUGGCUCCUCAGAAUAUUCCACUGCUUCUGAAGAAGGGUUUCUCCAAGAUCCUUGUCGAAAGCGGUGCUGGAACCGAAUCCGAAUAUCCUGACGAACUCUAUGAGCAUAUGGGCGCACAGGUGGUUGACCGUAAAACUGUCUGGACCGAAAGCAACGUUCUGCUCAAAGUUCGGCCACCGGACGUGGAAAAUGAGGUCCCCAACAUUCGCCAGGGAGCGGCGUUGAUCUCCUUCAUUCAACCGGCUCAAAACAAGAAAUUGGUUGAUGCUCUUGCAGAGCGUCAUGUCACUACGUUCGCGAUGGAUAUGAUUCCGAGAAUCUCACGGGCACAGGCAUUUGACGCGCUCAGUUCUAUGGCUAACAUUGCCGGUUACAAGGCAGUACUAGAAGCAUCUAACCAUUUCGGUCGUUUCCUGACCGGUCAGGUCACGGCUGCUGGCAAGAUUCCACCAUCGAAAGUCUUGGUCAUUGGUGCGGGUGUAGCAGGUCUCAGCGCUAUCACCACCGCUCGUCGAUUGGGGGCAAUUGUGCGUGGCUUCGACACACGAUCGGCUGCUCGGGAACAGGUUCAAUCACUUGGUGCCGAUUUUCUUGAGGUGACUGUCAAGGAGGAAGGUGCUGCAGCUGGGGGCUAUAGUAAAGAAAUGUCCAAAGAGUUUAUCGAAGCGGAAAUGAAGCUGUUCAUGGAACAAUGCAGGGAUGUCGACAUUGUUGUCACAACUGCUCAAAUUCCGGGAAAAGCCUCUCCAAAACUCAUCACCGAAAAAAUGGUCAGCGCUAUGAAGCCCGGCUCAGUGAUUGUCGAUCUCGCAUCCGAAGGAGGAGGCAAUUGCGAAGUGACCCAGCCAGGGAAGCUGAUUGUCCACAAUCAUGUCACUGUCAUCGGAUACACAGACUUCCCAUCGCGACUUCCAACGCAGUCAUCCAGUCUGUACUCGAACAAUAUUACGAAGUUUCUGCUAUCGCUUGCGCCUCAGGAGAACGCCUUUGGCAUUGAUAUGGACGAUGAAGUCACUCGUGGUGCCAUCGUAACCCAUAAUGGUCAAGUCAUUCCUCCCGCACCUCGACCCGCACCACCACCAACACCGACGCAACACUCUGAAGAAUCUGAGACAAAACCAGUUGAGCUGACCCCAUGGCAAAGACAGACGCGACAGGUCGCAACCGUGACUGGAGGUAUGAGUGCUGCGCUUGCACUGGGAAAACUCACUAGUCCUCUGUUCAUGGGUAGUAUGUUCACCGCGGGUCUUGCUGGGCUGAUCGGAUACCGCUCCGUCUGGGGUGUGAUUCCGGCUUUGCACUCGCCUCUCAUGAGUGUCACCAAUGCUAUCUCUGGAAUAGUCGGCGUUGGCGGAUUCUUCAUCAUGGGCGGUGGUUAUCUGCCGGAAACUGUGCCUCAGGCCCUGGGAGCGUUGUCCGUCUUGCUUGCCUUUGUUAACGUAUCUGGAGGUUUCGUGAUUACGAAGAGAAUGCUGGAUAUGUUCAAACGGCCUACCGAUCCACCUGAAUACCCCUGGCUAUAUGCAAUCCCCGGUGUACUCUUUGGCGGUGGCUUUAUCGCUGCAGCAAGCACCGGGAUGGCCGGCCUUGUCCAGGCAGGUUAUUUGGUGAGCAGCUUACUUUGCAUAGGUUCAAUCUCGGGUCUUGCAUCGCAGGCAACCGCGAGAACAGGAAACUUGCUUGGUAUCUUAGGAGUACUAUCGGGUAUACUGGCGUCGCUUGCGGCAGUUGGAUUCUCGCCUGAAGUGAUGGCACAAUUCGGUGGUAUUGUAGCUGUCGGUGCUCUUGUUGGCGCUUUGAUUGGAAGGCGUAUCACACCUACCGAGUUGCCACAGACUGUUGCAGCUUUGCACUCAGUCGUCGGUUUAGCGGCCGUACUCACCAGUAUCGGGUCUGUUCUCGCGCAUGUUUCUGACAUUUCGACGCUGCACAUGGUUACUGCGUAUCUAGGUGUUCUGAUUGGCGGUAUAACAUUUACUGGCUCGAUCGUGGCUUUUCUCAAGCUGGCAGGAAGGAUGUCCUCCCGUCCCACCAUCUUACCCGGAAGGCAUUUGAUCAACUCCGGCCUUCUCGCUGCCAAUGCUGGUACAAUGGGCGCAUUUGUCACCAUGGCCCCCGGAGCUCCCACCGUGGCUGCGAUGUGCUUAUCCGCCAAUACCAUUCUGAGCUUCGCCAAAGGAUAUACGACCACCGCAGCAAUUGGAGGCGCAGAUAUGCCUGUCGUCAUCACUGUGCUGAAUGCGUAUUCCGGGUUCGCACUUGUAGCGGAAGGUUUCAUGCUCGACAAUCCACUGUUGCUGACUGUUGGAUCGUUGAUUGGAGUGAGCGGUUCGAUUUUGUCUUACAUCAUGUGCGUGGCGAUGAACCGGUCGCUAACAAACGUCUUGUUUGGUGGCAUUGCUCCCAUCGUACAGACCCCCGGACAGGAGAUCAAGGGUCAAGUUACGAAAACAACGGUGGAAGAAACGGUUGAAUCGAUGGCGAAUGCUGAGAGUGUUAUCAUUGUCGUCGGCUACGGUAUGGCCGUAGCCAAAGCGCAAUAUGCGAUUGCCGAAAUCACAGCGCUACUCAGGUCCAAGGGUGUGAGCGUUCGUUUUGCAAUUCACCCAGUCGCAGGACGUAUGCCGGGACAGUGUAACGUGCUCUUAGCUGAGGCGAGCGUGCCGUAUGAUAUCGUUCUUGAAAUGGACGAAAUAAACGACGACUUUCCUGACACAGACCUCACGCUCGUCAUUGGCGCAAACGAUACAGUCAACCCAAUUGCUCUAGAGCCCGGCAGCCCCAUCGCAGGAAUGCCAGUUCUGCAUGCAUGGAAGAGCAAGAAUGUUAUUGUGAUGAAACGAGGAAUGAGCAGUGGUUACGCGGAUGUGCCGAAUCCAAUGUUCUACAUGCCCGGUACGAAGAUGUUAUUUGGCGAUGCGAAGAGUACGUGUGACGCUCUCAAGGCAGCAUUGGAAACGAGGUAUAAAGCGCAGUUUCAUGUGUGA